Fragaria vesca subsp. vesca is the source of this 888-nucleotide messenger RNA. RefSeq names its product MADS-box transcription factor PHERES 2-like. Lineage: Eukaryota; Viridiplantae; Streptophyta; Magnoliopsida; Rosales; Rosaceae. Gene Ontology annotation, biological process: positive regulation of transcription by RNA polymerase II. The coding region runs from base 1 to 888 and encodes 295 amino acids. Gene Ontology annotation, molecular function: RNA polymerase II cis-regulatory region sequence-specific DNA binding; protein dimerization activity; DNA-binding transcription factor activity, RNA polymerase II-specific. The record is from RefSeq and is a predicted model, not a curated record. The transcript has a single exon.
AUGGUUCGAUCCAAUUCAAGGUUAUCUUGGGACCUAAUACAGAAUGAAAGGUCUCGCAAGGUUACGUUUCGAAAAAGAAAGACUGGAUUGUUGAAGAAAGCUUAUGAGUUGAACACUCUUUGUGAUGUGAAGGGGUGCGUGAUCAUAUACGAAAGCAAUUCUGAUGGCCAAUUGCUCCAACCCGAAAUCUAUCCAAAACAGGAGGAGGUGAAGCAAAUCAUCAAUAAGUAUGCAUCUUGUUCAUCGAAGAGAGUUCACAAUUUGGAGGACUUCUACGCCGAGAAAAUUGAACAACUGCAAACAAAGAUUAAGAAACUACGCCGGAAGAAUGAUGAACUUCAGUUUCCAACGUGCGAUGAUAGGAUGAAUGCGCUAUCAUUAGAUCAAUUGCUUAGUCUUGCACAAAAGCUGGAUCACAAAAUUGAAGCUGUAAGGAGAUCGAUGCAGUGUGCUAUUAAUCAUGAAGGUAGACUAGGGCCAAUGCCUUUGUAUCACAAUGGCAGGGCUCUACCGGAGGAGCAGAGCUCUGCACAAGCGCAAGGCUUGUUUUAUGACAAUCUUGAUCAUCAGAUGCUCGCAUUCGAUUCUCGGAUGCUUGCAUUCGAGCAUCAGAGCAACAAUGGUUGGAAUCAUUCCGCAGGCAUGACUCCGUUGGCCGAGUAUGCUCCAUUGACAUUAACCUUGCCGCCGAACUGUCAUGAUGUAACAUUCCAUAACCAUGCACCACCAUAUCCGAUGUCGACAAGUGCUCUAUUUCCUCCACACUUUGUUUCAUCUGAUAAGCUUCCUCUAUCUCUUGGUUCAGCCCAGCAACCAAGUCUGGAGAACACCAAUGUUUCAUCAUCUCAGUCUCCUGAAGACUUGAGAAGGCUUGAGGGUGAUAUCUAG